UUGGGCAUAUUUCAAUAUUUUUCAAUUUAGUUUUCAAACACAAUAAUAAAAUAUGUCCUCAGAAGAUAUACAAUUUUCUAUUGGCAAAAGCGUGGAAUACUCACAGUUGGAUUUUCACGAAAUUGACGAAAAACUAAAAAGCGAAAUUCCCCUGGAACUUAAGUAUCAAAUCAAUAAUGUAUUAUCACUGACAAAGGAAGCCAUUGAGAAAUUAAAAAUUUCUUUAAUUUUACCAAAAAUAUUGGAAAACCCCAAACUGUUAAAGCAAUACUUAAGCACUACAAAAUAUAAUCAUUGUCUGAAAUUAGUACAGGAAUAUCGGAAUAAAACUAAAAACGAAACAUUGCAGGAAGCCAAUCAAAAUGAUUAUAAUCUUUUGCAAAUCAUUGAUUAUUUCCAAGAAAAUUAUAAAAUGCUUGACGUUUUGCCCAACUGGUUAGAUGACAUUGACAAUACGGAGAAGUGUUUGCUGACAGCCUUUGAGGAUGUUUACCAAGUGGCCCAAGAAAGAUUUCAUAGGUCUGCCAUGGCCGAUUUGGCCAAGGAGAAGCGUUUGCAUGAGGUUUAUUUAGCUAACGAAGAAGUUAAAAAGAAUAUAGAAGAAAUCACACGCAAAAUACAAAAUAAAAAGUUAAAUCGUCUUUGGAAAGCUGCCGCCAAAACUGGCGUAAUUAAACAUUUGGAAGAUGAACUGGCAUUUCAUCAAUAUGACAAUAAUAUGUUUGUUAAACAGCAAAUUUCGAAUAGCCAUCGGGAAAUUCAAAAUAUUAAUAAUACUUCCUCAAUCAAACAACAAGAACUUGAAGAAGAAUUGGAAAAGGCUCGAUUAAGUUACGAGAAAAAACUAAAGGAGGAUUUGAUACAAGAAAGAAAUGUCAGAGAUGAAAGAAAUAAAUUACAGCUGCAAAUACAGGCCUUGAUCGCCAAAUACGAUCAAACUAUUUACGACAAAUACAAAGAAGAAAUCUUCCUCCAAGAGGAGUAUGACAAGCAAAAGCAAGAAUUUGAUAUUUUUCUUAUAGAAUAUAAGCGGGAAGAUGCCAUCUAUGAUGAAUUGGUGCGUAAAAGAGAACGAGAAUAUAAACGCUUGCAUGACGCUAAAAUUUGGUUGUUCACACAUACUCGUGCUGCCAAAAAGAUACAACGUUGGUGGAAAAAGUAUUUGAGAGAUCAAAAACAAAUGCAGAAACAAAAGGCUAAAGCGGGUAAAGGUAGAAACAAAGGAAAGCCACCUGGCAAAGGCGAUAACAAGAAAGCCAAAAAUAAAUCUGGUGGCAAAGGAAAGAAUAAAUAA
Calliphora vicina (urban bluebottle blowfly) is the source of this 1294-nucleotide messenger RNA. RefSeq names its product GRIP and coiled-coil domain-containing protein-like. The transcript has 6 exons. NCBI's taxonomy places the organism in Eukaryota, Metazoa, Arthropoda, Insecta, Diptera, Calliphoridae. The coding region runs from base 53 to 1294 and encodes 413 amino acids. The record is from RefSeq and is a predicted model, not a curated record.